This is a messenger RNA of Cucurbita moschata (crookneck pumpkin), 3300 nucleotides long. RefSeq names its product autophagy-related protein 9-like. The record is from RefSeq and is a predicted model, not a curated record. NCBI's taxonomy places the organism in Eukaryota, Viridiplantae, Streptophyta, Magnoliopsida, Cucurbitales, Cucurbitaceae. Gene Ontology annotation, cellular component: autophagosome; phagophore assembly site. Gene Ontology annotation, biological process: autophagy of mitochondrion; protein localization to phagophore assembly site. Bases 471 to 3062 code for a protein of 863 amino acids. The transcript has 10 exons.
UUGAAGGUGAUAUACAAAAAGUGGAGCAACCCAAAUGAGCAGACUGCUCGAUUAAGGCUACCGAGAAGAGAAGCAAAGAGACGACCCGACCUCACGUUUCUUCCGGGACUCUCAUUUUUAUUUAUUUUUUUGUUUCUUAAUCCGAAAUCCGAGCUGUGUAAAGAUUGGAAGCACACAAUCGAACUCUCAACUUAGUCCAACUCAUAACACCCGAUUAAUUCUGUGAAUUUUCUUCUUCCCUUGCACGCAACCCCUUUCAUUUUCCUCUUUGAUUUCGUCUUGUUUGCUAUCGAUUUCCUUCUGUUCUUUGAUUUCCGGCUGCUGUUUUUGGGGGUUUUAAUCUCUCCCGAUCAUCUGAACCACUAAUUUUGACUUGGGUUUGUCUUAUCUUCAUCUGCUUCAAUCCCUUCAUUCAUGUUUCUUUUGAAGUUAAUGGACUUGCUGUAUCGACCCACUGUCCGUCUUAGUGAAUGAUGCUCAGUGGAACACGGGAUGCAGAUAAUGUUGGAAUUUUUAAAUGGAAAGCCCGUGGUGAAUCGUCUUUAACAUCUUCGUUGCUUAAGGAUGUGGCGCCAGAGAUCGAACUAUCUACCUUUGGACGAGUGCCAAAUCUUGGUAGUGAGAGCCCUACCGAGCUUCUUGAUGGGGAGCGCUUAAACGUGGAACCAAUAGCUGACUUGGACCUAUUCUUUGAAAGGCUCUAUACCUAUUACUGUGACAAAGGGCUUUGGUGCAUCAUAACAAAGUGGAUAGUAGAGCUUUUGAGUCUUGGUUUUACCAUAUGUUUCUCAGCUUUUUUCUUACUAUUUGUUGAUUGGAAUGGUCUUCGUAACGCCAAGUGCGGGAUGGACGCAGUGGAGUCUGGAACUAAACCGUGUGAUCUUGCCAAGGAAGCUCUUCACGAGCACCCCUUACGCCAUAUGACAGUUUCGAAAGCUAUCAUCCUUGGAUAUUUGGGCAUAUUUUCUGUUUAUUGGACCUUUUGCUUUUUAAGGUUUUUUGCGCAGCUAAAGGACAUUCUAGGAAUCCGUCACUUUUACUACGACAGUCUUCACAUAUCCGACAAUGAAAUCAAAACUAUGCCAUGGGCAACAAUUCUCAAGAAGGUUGUCGAGCUCCAAAGUACUCGUCAACUCUGUGUAGCGAAGGAUCUCUCUGCUCAUGAUGUGGUCAUGCGCUUGAUGCGAAAAGAGAACUACCUGAUCGGGAUGCUUAACAAAGGAGUACUUGCUUUUCCUAUCUCGCAAUGGGUCCCGGGUGCUGGCCCAGCUAUGAAAUUUGACUCGUCCAGAAAUCAUUACCGUUUAACGUUGACAAAAAGUCUUGAAUGGACGUUGAAUUGGUGCAUACUACAGAGCAUGUUUGAUCGUAACUACUGUGUGAGAAGGGAGUUCAUAUCCAAUCCUAGAACAUUAAAGAAAAGGCUUGCGGUCGUUGGAGUCGUGAUGCUCCUGCUUUCUCCAUUUCUUGUCAUAUUCAUGUUGGUAUACCUCUUUCUGAGGCACGCCGAACAGUUCUAUAACCACCCAAGUACAGCAUCAUCUCGAAGGUGGUCGAAUUUGUCGAAGUGGAUAUUCAGGGAGUUUAAUGAGGUCGAACAUUUGUUCAAGCACCGGAUGAAUAGCAGCGUGCUUCAUGCUUCGGAGUACCUAAAGCAAUUUCCCUCUCCGAUUAUUUCGAUAAUCGCAAAGUUCAUUUCAUUUGUCUUUGGGGGCUUUGCUGCUAUUCUGAUUAUCAUUGCUUUUCUGGACGAAUCUUUACUGGAAGGCCAUAUUUUCGGCCGUAACCUCCUAUGGUAUGCUGCUGUUUUUGGAACGAUAACUGCUAUUAGUCGGGCUGCCGUUACAGAUGAGAUUUUAGUUCUAGAUCCCGAGGGGGCAAUGUCUAUCGUCGUCCAGCAUACUCAUUAUAUGCCGAAGAGAUGGCGUGGCAAAGAAAAUUCUGAGCGUGUUCGACUAGAAUUUGAAACCCUUUUCCAGUAUACAGGAAUGAUGUUACUUGAGGAGAUGGUCUCCAUUUUUCUCACCCCAUUCUUGCUUGUGUUUGUUGUUCCAGAGAGGGUGGAUGACAUUUUGCAGUUCAUUGCAGACUUCACAGUGCAUAUUGAAGGUGUUGGUCAUGUUUGCAGUUUCAGUACCUUUGACUUCCCUAAACAUGGAAAUAGCAGCUAUGGGUCACCACAUAACGCACCAGGUGCGGAGAGAAGCUCCCAGGGGAAAAUGGAGAAAUCAUUCUUAAGUUUCUGUAGUAGCUAUCCUGCAUGGGAGCCAAAUGCUCAGGGCAAGCAGUUCCUGUCAAAUCUAUGGACUUUUCGGGACAGAAUGUUGCAGCGUCGGGGACAUGUAUAUCAGCCACAAGAAAUAUAUCAAGGACGUCGCAGUUCAAUCGGUCAUCGGGACAGGAACAGGGUUUUUUUGGGGGAACUACCCCGCCCAAAUUCAGCAGCUGCUAAUUGGAUGGAUUUUCUAUGGCUGGAUGAACACCAUAGAAACUUUCCUUACCUACUUGAUCAUUAUUAUACAAACGCACCACGAGAUAAAGCCAGUAACUCGGGAGACAUCCCUGAAGAACCAUCUGAAUCAAUGGAGCCGAACUCGAAAGUUUAUUGGACGCCACCCGACUUCACUCGAAAAGAACGGAGCUACGAAGAUUACUGGAAGGAAGAUCAUCCCAUGGAUCGAUCACAGUCUCAACUCGGGGCUUCCACAUCAGCUCCAAUCGUUCGCGAAAGCAUAUUUCGACAUCAAGAUUUGACCAGUAGUGCAAAUCCUGAUACUAAAACCCAGUGGUGGGAUCGAAAUAUCGCAUCUUGGGAUCAACCCGAAACAAGUUUCAUGGAGCCUCCUGAUUUCAAUAGGCACACUACUAUGAAGAGUCGCUACGAUAACAUCUCAGAAAGAAGCUCGGAGGAGCGACAACAUAUGGAAUGGAGCGAGUUCGGAAAGUUGUCCCGAGCCACCUACUUAGAAGACAUAGAGACUGGAGAAUUGGAUCUUCAUUUCGGAGAUGUGUACAGCGGAACUCCAGACGCUCUAGAACCCGAAUCUACAAGGUUCGAGUAAUAGGUGCUUAUACUUUAUAUGUGGAAGCUAAGGGAUGCAUAUUGAUUUUCAGGGUUCUUUUAUGUUUCUGCCAACAUUACAGCAGAAUCCUUAAAUUCUUUUUCUGUACAUAAAUUCAUCAAACAAAACAUUCUUCGUAGGCUUCUUCUGUUUGGUUGGAAGCCUCUUGGGGCCAUGCGAAUGUGUAAGUAAUGGCACAUUCAAGUUAUUAAUGACACCCAAUUCAUUCUUCCAUAGC